Pipra filicauda (Wire-tailed manakin) is the source of this 2583-nucleotide messenger RNA. It is a transcript of the gene CD80, whose product is annotated as CD80 molecule. The transcript has 7 exons. NCBI's taxonomy places the organism in Eukaryota, Metazoa, Chordata, Aves, Passeriformes, Pipridae. The record is from RefSeq and is a predicted model, not a curated record. Bases 72 to 986 code for a protein of 304 amino acids. Gene Ontology annotation, biological process: immune response; cellular response to lipopolysaccharide; T cell costimulation. Gene Ontology annotation, cellular component: external side of plasma membrane.
CGGCGCUGAUCCCCUUCCCUGCCCCGGGGGGGUGGCCGCUCACCCGAGGAACUGAGAGGAGCUCCAGGAGGAUGGUGUGCCUGGCGUUGAGGACGUGGCUGGGGCUCGGGCUCUUGGCGCUGCUCUGCCUUGGUUUGGGCCAAGCACUGGAGAAGAGAGCAGUCAGAAGCAAACUGGGGGAAAAGGUCAGCCUGCCUUGCUGCCGUGAAAUCCCGCGCUCGGAAAGCCUGCAGAAUUACCGGGCCUACUGGCAGAAGAAGUUUCCGGAAGUGACGGUGGUGGUGCUGGCCUACUCCAACGGGAAGAUGAUCGAGGCUGACGAGCGCUACAGGAACCGCACGAAGAUGGACCCCUGGGACCUCAUCCUGUGGAUUUCCCCCAUGGAAAUCCUGGACAAUGGCACUUACCAGUGUGUGGUUCAGCACAACUCCGUUGUUGUGUGUGACGAGAGCCUCACCCUCUUUGUUACAGCCGACUUCAGCCAGCCCAGCGUAACAGCAGAGGUGUCCGCUAGCUCCUGCGAAUCAGCCGAGAUGGUGAUAGUGUGCUCUUCUCACGGAGGUUUCCCCAAACCCAGAAUCUCUGGAGCCCUCAACAACGUGUCUGUGGAGUGGAAUGCCAGCUGGGUGUCCGAGUCCAGCCUCAGCCCGUACAACGUCACCGGCACGCUGGUGCUCAACGUGACCAGCGACGUCAACGUCACUUGCUCCGUUGAAUACGACGGCUUGGCCAAGUCCACCAGUUUAUUUCUGGAAAAAACAAAUGACUGUGUUGUUCCUCCUGUGCCUCCACCUUAUAAUGUCAUUACUGCUUCAAGCAUUGUUGUUAUCACCUUCAUUUUGGCAAUCAUCCUGGCAGCAAGAUACCUCCCAAGGCGUGUUUGUCCUCACUGUUGUAAGCCCCAGGAUCCGGUGGAAGAGGGUAUGAAGGAAGGUAUGAAGCCACCUGUGAGCCUCAAAGUGACAUCUGAAACAUCAUCUGUAUGACCAGAUUGCAUUUGCAGGUUUCUUACCCCGUGCAUUCCGCACUGCAGACGCCGCCGUUCGUUGUACAGCAAUGCUUGUGGCAUUGACCCUUUGGCCCUCUGCAAGGGGAUGGCAGCAGCAGCAAAACUCUGCUGCCGCGACUGAAAACACGACUGACAACAUAAUCUCAUGUGAAUGAAGUCAAACAGAAGCUUUGGGGUGCUCUCGUUACAACGGGGUCACGGGAACCCCGGCCUGGGAGGACCCUCUGUGCUCCUGCAAUGGGGCAGAAGAAGAACGUCGUCGGCAUCGACACACCAGUUCAAGGCUUUGGGAACCUCUGGUUUGACGCUGCUUCUGUGGGAACCAGGGGCCUGCCUACCCCUUUAGCAACGCAGAGCUGCCCCUUGGGACCCCCCAAACCCCGACACACAAGCUCAAGUCAGGCUGUGCCUCCAUGUUGUGACUGGGAGAAGCUAAAACUUCUUUUAUAUUCAGCCUCACACGAGUUCUUCAUGCUGGAGGACUUUGGAUUUGAACCUGACCAUUACGGACGUAUGUCACUUCCCCCCCAAAGAGGCAGUAAUACUCACGUUUUUCAUGAAAAACUUCACCUUGGAAGUGAGUCUCUCUGCCUCAUGCUUAUUUGCAGUGCUGUGAGACUUUUUAGGGAACGAUACACACUGACAGCACAGCUAACAGCCAACUAAUAUUGCUUACCCACAGCAGUGGCACAAGUUCUCGCAGCCUUUCUCUCCUGACAGGAUGACCUUGCCAACCCAGCCAACACAGCCCCUCCAUUAAAUUGCUGUGUGAGGGCACACGUGUGCAUACAAAUGUACGAGCUUUUAUGUGCAUUCCUUCCUACCCACACCUGUAAAGCCCCACUGAAAUUUGUGUUAAAGUCAGUGGUUAUCUCGCAUAUCUACUGUAAUGAAACGUAACUCAGGGCCUUGCUUCAUAAACAUAGGUCUGCUUGUGUUGGUACCUCUGCCUAGGGACACUUGUUAGGGGAGGCUCUGCAGAUUCUUGAGAGUCUCUCACAGUAACCUAAGGACUGACUUUGCACUGAAUGUUGCUGCUUUCUGCCAGUGUUCUCUCUACCCAGCCAGGACUUGAAGGAUUUUCCCUACAGAAUGCUAAUACUGGAUAGGACUCAUCUGAUCUGGCUGACAUUCUUGCCUACCGUGUAGGAAAAAUUGAUUUCUCAUUUUAAGGGGAAAGGAGGAAAAAGCCCCAACAAGCUUCCUAAGCAACUCUGCAUACUAACCUAACUGAACCCUGCCCUGAGUUUUACAGGUAUGUUUUUCCCUUCUGCUCUGCAAGCUGUACCCAUUCCCUUAGUGCUCUAUGCAUGUUAUCAGGGCAGACCAAAGCCUGAAAGCACCUCCAUGGGAUGUAUUGUUGCCUGAGCUGUUUAUCUUCCUAGGACACAGCAAGGACAUAUUCCAUCCAUUUCACUUUUUUUUUCUAGAGGGUACAUAUUGUGAGAGAAACUGCUGGAGAAAAUAGGAGGAUUAAAGUGGUUUAUGGAAUAUUGAGUUAUGAGAUCAAGUCACUAGUAAAAAAUAAGGCACUGCUCCCCUUCUACUCCUGCAGAGUUGUUUUGUCCCAUCUU